AUGCCAGCGAUGACUGAGAUAACGAAGGGCUUAACUGUGCAGAAGCUGCUGUCGGACGUGCAGCCAGACAGCAAGCGAGCAGAUAUGUCUAAGAUCGUGGCCAUGUUCAAGAAGCACUCCAAGGAAAUCCACGUUUAUGGAGGAAGCAUUAUCGGAGCUGGUAAGAUGCUCUACCAGAGCAAGAGCCAGAAGCCCUACAACUGGCUCCAGUGUGGUGUGGCUGCCCGAGCCAGCAAUAUCACCAUGUACUUUGGUUGCAUCUUCAAGCUUACCGAUAAGGAGGUUAAGAAGAUCGGGCCCAAGUGUACGCACGGCGUCGGCUGCCUCCACUUCAAGAGCCUCGAGGAGGUGAACGUGUCUGCACUCGAAGCCCUGAUGAAGCGUGCUUUCGCAGUCAAGGUUUUCGCAUCCUCAGACGAUGACCCAGAGCCCUACAACCUGAAGGCGGAUGUGUUUUCCUUUGGCAUCCUGAUGUACGAGGUGAUGGAGCGCCAACUGCCUUACAGCGAACGCUUCGGGAACGACGUAUCGGAUCCUCGGAUCAGCCUUCAUGUUUGCAUGGGCCUGCGCCCAGAAGUUCGCAGCUCAACUUCGGAAGACUCGCCAGAAGUCCGGGAGGCCAUCCGCAACCUGAUGCAGCGCGCAUGGCACAACGAGCCAGACGACCGGCCGAGCUUUCCGGAGCUCGAGGAGGUUCUCAAGGGCCAGUGGGAGGCAUUGGGCGGCGCAAGGGGGCUGGAGGCGCGAUGA
Symbiodinium sp. CCMP2456 is the source of this 750-nucleotide messenger RNA. Lineage: Eukaryota; Dinophyceae; Suessiales; Symbiodiniaceae. The record is from the annotation of a GenBank genome assembly.